CAUCGCUUUGCACGCUUUGCUCACUCGCUCAUAACCUUUCAAUUCCAACCUCCAAAUUCUCCCCAAAAAGUCAAAAUUCAAAAUCCCACAUCCUCGAAAGAAUUAUCCACCGUCUCCUUUUUUUCCCUAAAAAGAACUUUAAUCACAAGUUCUCGAACCUUAACACAAUUCUUAUAUUCCAACCUCCUUAUUUUCAUAUCGUGAAAAUUCUAUACCUCUCAUCUCCGGCAAGCAACGUCUUUUGGGUUGAUUCUGAUCGAUACUUUUGGUUGGGUUUACCAUCCACCCACGUUUUUUGAUCACUUAAGCGGGGUACGAGUUCACCAUCGCAACUUACUGGGUCAUUUCGCAUAAGACAUCCCUCAGCUGAACAACAACUUCUCGAACUCUUCAACUUUUCAACAAUCUAAAUCCAACUCUCACGCCAUUCACUUUGAUUUAAUCGAACUUAAAUUCGAGAAAUCAUGUCUAGAAUGGGUGAUCCUUAUCGAAAUUCCUCGGAAACCCUAAGCAGCCGUGGCGGUGGGGGGAACCGUUGGGACAGUGAACGGUUCGCCUCGGAGCGCGACCGAGUCCGUUUCGCACCCGAUCGAGACGAACGAGAUUCCCGAUUUCUCAGAGCUACAGGUGGCCAUACACGAGAACGGUCUUAUGAUGAUGUUUACGAACGUCGAGGUCCACGAGGAUACGAAGAGGAGCGAGAACAUUACGACGAACGGGAUUAUUACGAUUCACCCAGGCUUCAACGUGAACCAGAACCAGGACGACAAAGAUCUACAACUAUUACAUUGGAAAGAGAGCGAGAGAGGGAAAGGGAUGAUUCCCCACCACCUCCUCGAAGAGCUGGUGGCAGACCCGCAUUUUUGAGAAGACAGAGUUCUCUUGAUACAUUUGACCGCAAGCCGCUGGUUAGGUAUGAGAGAGAAGCCGAGAGGUUGAGGGAUGAGUAUGGUCCACCUGCCAGACGCCCAGAUGUUAGGCCACCACCUUUGACACCUGUUCCACUACCAAGAGCUAGAGGACUGCCCCCACCUAGAAGAUAUGCUGAGAGAGAUUACGACGAAAUCAAGGUCGCAGAACCCGACUUCUAUGGUGAUGAAGACUUCAGAGCUUAUCCCGAAAGAAUUAGAGAAAGAGAAAUCGUCAGACGAAGGAGAAGAAGUCACGAGAGAAGAGGCAGCCAUGAGAGAAGAAGCCACAGAAGUCAUAGCAAGGAGAGUCGUUCGACUGCCACAAGAAGCGUUAGAAGCGAGAGCGUUAGCUCAUCUGAUAGUGGUACUACGAUAUCAGUAAGAAGUGAGUUCCCUAAGAAGGGAAAGACAAGAAUGCCAGCUAGGUUGGUCAGCAAGAAAGCUAUCAUCGAUUUGGAUUAUCCUUUCGAAGAAGAGGGUGACACGAUCAUCAUUCAAAAGGCACUUGGAAGAGAAAAUAUUGAUGAGGUCAUCAAGUUGAGUGAGGAAUACAAAGCGGCUGAGAAAGUCAAAGUCGAAGAGACGAAAGAGGUAGAGACAACUCUAACAACAUACCUCAUUGCUCCAGAACUCGAAAUGUCAGGUGGCCGAUCAGAAGCUGGAACUGUGAUCGAAGAACGUACGGAGGUCUUCACUAUUCCACCACCCCCACCACCAGUAGUACAUCACGCACCUCCGCCUCCUCCAUCGGUUGUACACCAUGUCCCUCCGCCUCCUCCAUCAGUUGUACACCAUGCUCCUCCACCUCCUCCAUCCGUACACUAUCCGCCUCCUCCAGAGUCAGUUCACUAUCCUCCCCCGCCAGAGUCAGUUCACUACCCGCCUCCUCCGCCAGAGUCAGUUCACUAUGCACAUCCACCUCCAACUCCAGCUCAAUGGGUGCCACCUCCCGCAUCGGUUGUAUAUGCGCCACCACCUCAACCAGUCAUAUAUGCACCACCACCGCCACCUCAACAGCAUGUUGAGAUCCACGAAUCCACUAAGAUCGUCGAACGUUCUCCAUCUCCAGCACGAAGCACAUACUCUCAUCAUAGUCACCAUAGCCACCAUACUCAUCACCAUAAUGACCCCGUCAUAUUGGAAGGACGCCCUAGAUCGCGAGACGAAGAGAGCGUCUUUUACGAAAAGCGGGAGAUCAUCGAGCGCACAGAGCCUAUCGGUGCAAUGACUUUAUCACACUCUCAUAGUCAUCGUAAGGAUGAACGCUCCAUUCGAGCUGAGAUCAAAGCUCUCGAGGCCGAGAAGGAAGCACUCAAAGCGGAUCGACGCGCUAACCGAGAGUUGCGCCGCGCGGAGCGUCUUCGUCGUUCAGGGGCCCGACAUAGCGACAGCCAGUUGGUACUUUAUGAAGAGGAAAUCCAUGAUGGUAGAGAUGUGACCGUUGUAAGAAGGGAAAGGAUUGUGGAGCCUGAGGGAGGUGUUAGGAUCGAAAAGGACCGAAAAGCUCCUCCACCAAAAUUGGUUAGAGCCAUGUUGGCUACCCUGACUUAAUUUUUUACCACUUUGACAAUAAAUACCUUUGCUUUAUAUCACGCAUUUCGAGCGUUUAUUGAGUCGAGAUAGAUUAAUGAAUGGCGUUGACACAUAUUACCUUGUGGCUGGUUGGACGGAGCUCGUUAAUUUCAUGCAGGCAGAAAUUGUACUUUUUCUUAAUUUACUUUUUGAAUUCUUUUCACGGCAUGGCUAUCUAGACUGUAUCUGACAUGGAGGGAUUCAUGGGAGGGAUAUUGGACAUGGAAAUGGUUCAUACGAUGAUGAUAUUUACAGCUGCAAUUUUACGUUUUAUUGCUUUUCGUCUUCUGCUUUUCUAGUUGGAAGAUACAUUAGUUAGGAUACCUACCGAUACGUACAGCUUUUGUGCUUUCUCCCUCUCUUCUCUUUCUCUUGCUCCUUUUCUUUUUCUUUUGCUGCUGAAUACGUAUGCAUUUUGCACGGUUUAAUGAAGUUACGAAAUACUUUUUUUUCUUCUUUCUCUCUUUGGUAAUUUGGUUUGGUAAUGGGUGGGUGGGUGGAUGGAUGGAUGGGUGGGUAUUUGGGAAAGCUGUA
This is a messenger RNA of Botrytis sinoallii, 3017 nucleotides long. RefSeq lists its product as uncharacterized. Bases 465 to 2462 code for a protein of 665 amino acids. Gene Ontology annotation, biological process: actin filament polymerization. Gene Ontology annotation, molecular function: actin binding; microtubule binding. The record is from RefSeq and is a predicted model, not a curated record. NCBI's taxonomy places the organism in Eukaryota, Fungi, Ascomycota, Leotiomycetes, Helotiales, Sclerotiniaceae. The transcript has 4 exons. Gene Ontology annotation, cellular component: actin filament; cytoplasm.